Molecule: messenger RNA, 2532 nt
Organism: Symbiodinium pilosum
Lineage: Eukaryota; Dinophyceae; Suessiales; Symbiodiniaceae
Source: the annotation of a GenBank genome assembly
AUGCUCAUCAAUCAGAAUCUCAGGGUUGGGAAAGUUGCAGUUCUUGUGCUGGAGGAUAGAUUCUGCAGGAAGCUUCGUCUCCAGGACAACUUCUAUGAUUAUCAUGAUUUGGCCUUGGCUAUAGACACAGCUAUCGUUUCAGUGGGUCAUACCAUUGAGGGCAACAAUUGUUCGCUUGAGGCUUCCUGGCUACUUAUUGCAAGUGUCGGCUUGCUGCUGAGCGCGGCCACAGGAGGAAGGCAUCACCUGAGGCGCUGCUUCGAUCUCCGCUCGAUCCUCACAUUUGCACCUGCAGGGAUCGGAUGGGCCAUGGCCGAUGCUUGUGAGGUUAUGGCUGUGGCGCGGAUCGACCCUGCAACUUACGGCGUCCUGAGCCAGGGCCGGUUGCUGUCGAGUGCUGCUGCAGCCUGGCUCUUCUGCGGCCUCCGGCAGAGCGGCCUCCAAUGGGGCAUUCUGGCUUGCCUCUCCUUUAUAUGCAUGGCGUACUGCCUCACGCCAGACGUCUCCCGUCCGAAUGCGGAGCGCCUCUUUGAAUGGCGGCUGCAUCAUGAGAGUCUUCAGAUAACGUUCACGCGACACUCUCCCGUCCUGGAGGAUGAGGCGCAGGAGCAACUCGUGGGCGCUCUUUUUGCCAUGUGCAAGGUCACACUCUCCGUGCUGAGUUCCGUCUAUGUCGAGAUGUGCUUCAAGUCUGGAGCUGGCGAGCCUACACGGCUCCACGUGCAGAUGACGCAGGUUUCUUUCAGCAGCAUCAUCGCAGCUACGACCGCAUACCUUUUCAUCUGCGGGGUGCAGAACGAAGAUCCGAGCCAGUUCUUCAGUGGACAGGACGGAUCGUGGUCCAGGCGGACAUUCAUUGUUGCUGCGAUGUACUGCUGGCGGGAGUGGAUCUGCAGUUUGUGCGUCAAGCAUUUUGACACCUUGGUCAAGAAUAUUUGCAAUGCUGCCUCUUUGGUGGUGACCUAUGGCUUCACAGUCCUGGUUGCUCGAGAGAAGGAUUUCUCUAUUCUGAAGGCCGUGAGCACAAGGACGUGUGAGUUUGCGGGAUUCCUGGUCAUCAACUACUGCUACACGCGGCGGGUUGUGCCAGCAAAGCCGACUGUGGAGGCAAGUCGGGAUGACGGAUUUCGGUGGUCAGAGAUCCCCGUCCCCGAGUACUCGAACCUUUAUCCAACAGGAGCGUCCGCAGAAGGGGAUGGCUUCGCGGAAGGCUGGCAGAAGCUGCUCCUAAAACAGAGUGCCGGUACAGCGUCUUCUAUGAAGAAGCAUCAUGAGGAAUCCGAGGCAGCAGAUAAGCUCUGCGCGGGAAGACACGAUGACAUGACGAUCGUCUCCAAGAAGUGGAGGGAAACUUUGCGGAAGGUUCGCGAAAGCCGAGUUCUGCAAAUACCAAAGAUUGAAGGCCACUCUGGGCCGCGGAAGGCGCAGCACAUCUACAGCAUACAUCACUGCAUUGAUUCAGUGGCACCCGCAGAGGAACCAUUUCACGGCUUUCAGAUGGCCGGGGCUUCGCUUUGGCUGGGGUUCCGCGUGUGCCGACGGUUCCCAAACGGUCUCGCCAAGCUUGUGGCAGAUGCGGAACGCGGUUCUCCAGUCGCCAGGCCGCCACCCUCGGAGUUGGAUUCAGAAGUGAGCAAGGCUUCGCCGCCGACCUCGCGAAUACUUCGAGUGGAGGUGGCGGGAAUGCUGCACGACUGGUUUUGCGUGGAGGAGAUGAACCACUUCCUCCGCACGCCAGCCUUUGCCAGAGUCCUACGAGAUAACGUCGCUCGCUACUUUCAGGUGCCGGUCAACAGACAGGCCAUUUAUGACGAAGACGGACUCUUGACUUCCAACGCUGACUUCAGACGAGCCUUGCAGAGAGUGUCUCCAAAAAUCUAUGUCUAUGACAUGCAGGACAUGGCGCAAGAACUUCGCGAUCGGACCGUUGAGGAGCUCCAAUCUUUGGAGGCAGAGGUUCAGCUCUCUUGGGACGCAUUUGGGUGCGGUGAGCCGGCGGCCACUGCAACUAAGGAGAAUUACGUCCCUUGCAAGUACACGCAGCAGCCGAAGGCGGCAGAGGCCACAAGACGCAUCUUGCCUUCGCAGGGUACUUUGAGUCAAACAGUCAGCACUGGGAAUCUGACCAUCGCAAUGCCAGCUGUGGGAUACCCUCCGAAACUGCUCGCACGAGGAGUUCCCACAAGGCUCGGCACAGUACAACCGGAGGCUCUCUGCGUCGCAGGGCCUGCGCUCCCUGUAAGGACGCCCCGCAUGACCAGUGUUCCGCAGCCGCCAGCCGCGUCUCUACCCUGGCACGGUACUGUUGGAACUUACCAUUACAGAACGCUGAAAUCUCCGGCACCUCCUUCUGUGAAGACCGUGCUCGUGCGGGCAAGCUCGGUGCCGAUGCUUGGGAGGUGCAGGCCGCCUGCCCCAGUCCAGGCCGUUCAGGGCCUUGGGAGAUCCACUGCCGCAGUGCAUAACGUGCUCCGGAACGCGCAAGGUUCGGACAGAAGGCCUGAGCACAAGCCUCAGCUGCGAGCAAUCUAG